GCCUUCUUGCCGCUGCUGCAGACUGCUGCAGCUCAGUCGACCGGGAUGGGGCUCCACAGAGCAGCUGUUAUCAACAUGUCCUCCAUUCUCGGCUCCAUCACACAGAACUGGGGGGAAGGUGCCAUCUAUAAGAACUACUCCUACCGCACCUCCAAGGCAGCUCUGAACAUGGUGACAAGGUGUCUAGCUACUGAUUUGGGGUCAGAUGGAAUCCUUUGUAUGUCUCUACACCCUGGCUGGGUCAAGACUGACAUGGGAGGGCCUGAUGCUGACUUGACAGUAGAGGAGAGUGUUUCUGGACUGUUGGCCGUUCUCUCCAAUCUCACAGAUAAAGACCAUGGAGGAUUCAAGGACUACCGUGGAGAGAACAUACCAUGGUAAAAUGAAACACUGGGUGUAACACUAAUAAAAACCUUCUCUAUAUAAUAAAAGAAUAUAAUUAAAACAGUGUGUCCUGGUGUAGUGUAAACAACUUGAUACAUAUACUAGCUACCAUCUAAUGCAUUUCUCAUCAUUUAACUAUAAACAACACUAUGUAUAAACAUCAGUUUGGCUUUUGGGGGAGAAAAAAAACACUACUGAAAUUGUUCUUAUGCAUCUUGUUCUGCUCUGGAUUACAAGAAAUGUUCACAAAAAACAUUGGUAAACUGUUUGUUAUAUAUCGACAGAACAGUUUGUAUGUAUUGAUGAUUACAUGUCAAAAAUAUCAAGCUUCUUUAAGAUAUGCCACAAGGAUCUAUUCUUGAUCAAUGUCAUUGCCUAUUUUUUCUUUACAAACAUACCUUUUCAUUGUUGUGUGCUGACGAUAGACAUUUUAGAGCUCCACAAGAUUUUAGUACAUUAAUACAAAAAGUUUAAACAGACUUGGUGCACUUUUUUUAAUGGCUUUAAUUGAACAAACUCACCACAAUAUUAAAAAGACAACUCUUACCGAAUUACUAAUACCAAGUCAUUAUUUUGAGAUAGUAAAGUCACAGUUAUGAGAGAAAAAAAGCUAACGUUUUUUUUUUUCAUUCAACAUGUCAUGUAUUUUUUCACGUCUUGCAGAAACGUGCUUCCACAUAGUUAGGCAAAGGAACAGACAUAAAAUGUAUCUAAGUAAUAAUGAAUGCACGUGUACCAAAAUCAUCUCACUGACUUUGAUGGUUAAGAUAAUACUCCUCAGGAACCUGAUGAUGAACCCAAAGUGUAGAGAGGAUCUACGGUAAUUUCAAGUACAUUAUAAUAAUGGAACAAGACAUUAAACUACAGUUAAGAGAGAAACUUAAGUACCCAUGUAUCAUGUUUUCAAAUAAAUGUGGUUUCUCCAAGAAUGAUUUCCCUUAAA
Messenger RNA from Micropterus dolomieu (smallmouth bass), 1327 nucleotides. Its product is annotated as C-factor-like. Lineage: Eukaryota; Metazoa; Chordata; Actinopteri; Centrarchiformes; Centrarchidae. The record is from RefSeq and is a predicted model, not a curated record.